UUGACCUUGUGGCUACUCCACACAAGGAAACUGCAGCUUUUAUUUAUUAAAAAAAAAAAAGACGAAGAAGAAGCAAAUGGUUUCCUUUUGGUUAUUAAGGUUAGGGUUAGGUGUAGGCAUAGCAGUGAAUUAAUAAUUAUGUCAGUGGAAGGUCCUCACAAGGAUAGUAAAACAAAAAAAAAAAGUAUGAUUGAUACAAAGAGAAAGGAAUGGAAAUCAAGGAUAGAAAAUUAGAUUCCUUUGCACAGGAAAAGCAAUUAGAUUUCCAGGAUGGGGGCAGCAUGACGCUGUGCGUGAGUGUGUGUGUGUGAGUGUGUGUGUGUGUGUGUGUAAGAAUGUUAGAGUGAGAGAGAUGCAGCAGCAGAAGACUGGCGGCUGUUUGGAUGCGCAGAAGCAGCAGAGAAGAGAGGAUAGCUCAGCUGUCUCCAGUCUCCAGCAUCCUGAGAGGGAAACCACGGCACGGGCAGCACAGGCAUCCUGCACCUCCUGCAUAUUUUCCUUUCCUUCCACACUCACUCAUACACAUGCAUUCUUAUCUGGACCAAACAAGAUGGUGCAUAUGGACUAGUGCAAUACAUAAGGGGACAAACAUAAGAAUUACAGACAUGUGAUUAUCAUUCCUGUGGAUCCUGUGCCAAUUUUUCCAUCAUGUGAUCAGAGACACAAGUGCAUACUUCAUCAUGUGAUUGGAUACAAGGCUGCAGCAAGGACAACGAUUCUCAACGAGGGAUUUUUUUCUGGAGGCAGGAUCAUAUUGUCAAGAGGGUAGCCUCAUAAUACUACGAUUUUCCAGCCCUAUUUUCAUAUAAAUAGUCGGAAUGUGCUCUCAUUGCCAAGUCUGAGUGUUUGAGAGCCUCUCACUGAGCCUAGCCCACCAACACCUGCAACACUCUCAUAUAUGCGCAAAGGUUUAUUUAUCAAUGAACAAAGAAUGUUCAAGCUGGAAAUUCCACACAUGGAACCAUUUAGUCAGAGGAUCCCAACUUGCUACAUGGUCCAUUGCCAAAAAGUUCCAAAAAUUGAUUUUCCUGAUGUGCUUGAAACAAAUUCAAGUGAUUUAAAGAGUAAAACCCAAAGAUUGUUGUUUUAACUUUCCCCAGUCAAGGACAGUUUUUUUGGAUGAAGGAUUAAAUAAACACCAUGUUUAAACCUCAACACUGUUACUUUUAAAACAAAGGUACUUUUUAAUAAAGUGUAUCAAACGAAAGUGUAUUAAAAGGUUUAUAAGGACAAUACCACGGAAUGCUAGCUUGAGUGAACUUGGUUUACCAAAAUAAGAAUAAAAUGGCUGAAGCUACAGAAUAUAAUGGCACUGAAAACAUGCUUUCUUCCACUGACCAUCCCUUCAAUUUCACCACUGAAUAUGAGGAUUUUCAGUCAGAGUCCAAUGCUAGCAAGAUCAUCAUCCCUUCUAUCUACGCCCUAGUCUGCUGUGUGGGCAUCAUAGGAAAUGGCAUGGUUAUAUACGUCAUCCUCAAGUAUGCCAAGAUGAAAACAGCGACCAAUAUUUACAUUUUGAACCUUGCAAUUGCUGAUGAACUCUUCAUGUUGAGCGUUCCAUUUCUGGCCACAUCAGCUGCGGUGCGUCACUGGCCGUUUGGAUCGCUGAUGUGUCGGCUGGUCCUUAGCGUGGACGGCAUCAACAUGUUCACCAGCAUUUUCUGCUUGACUGUGCUCAGCGUGGACCGCUAUAUUGCAGUGGUGCACCCCAUCAAGGCAGCCCGCUACCGCCGACCUACUGUCGCCAAAGUGGUUAACGUCUGCGUGUGGGGACUUUCACUUCUUGUCAUCUUGCCCAUCAUUAUCUUUGCAGACACUGUUCCAGCGCAGGAUGGAGGGGUAGACUGCAACUUUCUGUGGCCUGAGUCCUCAUGGUCAGAAGCAUUUGUGGUCUAUACCUUCUUGCUGGGCUUCUUGCUUCCCGUGGCAGCUAUCUGCCUAUGCUACUGCUUGAUUGUGGUGCGUAUGCGAGCAGUAGGCCUCAAGGCAGGAUGGAUGCAGCGGCGGCGCUCCGAGAAGAAGAUCACUCGCAUGGUGCUACUGGUGGUCGCUGUCUUCGUCCUUUGCUGGAUGCCCUUUUACAUAGUGCAGCUUGUGAGUGUGUUCUGCCAGCCACCAGACCCCAUGGUGACUCAGCUGUUUCUCAUUCUAAGCUAUGCUAACAGUGGUGCUAAUCCUAUACUGUAUGGAUUUGUAUCUGACAACUUCCGGCGCUCCUUCCAAAGAAUUGUCUGCUUCCGCUGGUUGGAGAAUGGACCAGAUGCAGAGCAGGUGGACUACUAUGCUGUGGCCCUCCGGCGACAAACAACAUGUGGUCCACAGGACUUCCCUAAAGAGUGCUGCUUAGCCUCUGAUAUGGUGUUUCGCAACGGAACAUGUACCUCUCGUACAACUACCCUGUAAGCUUUUCUCUGACUUUUCUCAAAAGCAAACAAAAAAAAUUCAUGUUUUCAUAUGUAAAAAGGAACAAUUUUAACUGUACUAUAAGUACUUAAAAUCACUUGAUAUUUAAAUUAUUCAUUAUAUGUGCUGCUAACUGAUUGAAAUUUUUUUUCUUUUGUAUAGGCUUCCUGACAAAGCUUAAUUAUGAUUAUAUAAAAAGUCUUGUUCUUAGUUGUAGGUAUUCAGUAAGUAUCUGUGUCAUGAAUAUAACAUUAAAUGUGUUGAAUUAAAGUUAACCAGGUGUAGUAUAAUUGCUUUAGCACAGCAUUACUAUGACAAGAUGGGGUUAGCCAUAUCCACGUUGCUGUUCUUGAUUAAAUCAUUCUUUCUCAUAGUCAUGUUUGUACAAGUCAUGUGUCGUAGGCCCAUAAUGUUUAUAAUUAUGUAUUAAAAUGAGAACUGUUUAAGUUUGUGGAUGUAUGAAUUUGAAUUUCAGCUAGAUCUUUGGAUUAUUUAUCUCCUGAAGUCAAAUAUGAAUGUUCUUCAUUCUAUAUAAUAUUUUAAAUAUUGGAUGUGUGUAAAGCAUAAUUAAUCAGCAUGUUCUCUACAUAUGUGAGUAUCUCUCUUGCUUGAUUCACAGUUACCAUAUCUGUAUCAUAAGUCUUUCCCCUUACACUAGAGAAAAAUGUCAUUGUUCUAAGAAAGAGCUGUUAUAACUCUCCCGGUGCUUAUGGUCCCUCACUCCCUGAUGUUGCGUUGUUGCGCCUGUUUGUCUCACACAUCAUUUUCAAGAUCAUCAAAAAUCCAGAGUAAUGGAUGAAAAAAUGACUAGUAUCCCAAAGGUAAAAGUAACAAAUCAGAAGAAAAAUAAAGAUGUGGUUUUUCAACUGACAUGUGAAAACAAGGCAUGAUGGUUAAAAAAAAAAUCACACCCAAGAGACACCUCUUUCAUUCUUCUGGAUCUGGGAAUUUUGGGUAACACAUAACACUCACUACUGAAGAUCACAUGUACUAUGUUAUUUGUAUGUUUUUGUUUUUCAUAAUUCUGUAAACCUCCUUUUCCUGAACAACACAGUCAACUCAGGAACUAUGUAUGUUUUAUGCCAAAUUGCAAAAUCGAGCUUAGACAUUUCAAGUAAUUUCCAAUGUACAGCAUGUUAGUUUUAUGGUCUGGACAGUUUCUUAACAUACUUUAAAUUGUUUCCAAAGAAUAGAGCCUUGGAGAUAUGAAUUUAGGAAAUGCUGCCCAGGAUAUCUCUCUGAAGAACUGACAACAGCAUUUGUCAGCAUUUGUCAGCAUUUGACUAAAAAAGGGCAGGGAGACACAUAUAACAUAUCACAUCUCACUCAACAGUAUAAAUCUAAAGAGCUCACAUACUGUACAUUUCUCCAUCUAUUGUCUUAAGACAAGCACAUGUGCCAAACGUUCUGGCCUUGAUUUACUAAAACUUGAAAAUGCCUGCAAAAAACAUGCAAAAUCUUUCUCAUGCUAUGUGAUUUAUUGAGAGUGAUAGAGACUCGGAGAAUGACAUUUGCAUGAACAAAUGAAUACUAUCAAAGAGCCAGUAUUAAAUUUUGCAGAAGACCAUUUCCAGGGAAACAACAAACCAAACAGGAAAUAAGCUCAUAUUCUCACGUGCUGAGGGGGCACAGACCUGUGUGCUUUGUUCACUAAGUGGUGCUAUAAAAUUAUAAUUUAUCAACAGAUUAGCCUAAGCAUGAUUCUUUUCCCUGUAAGUCCUUAAAGAAUAAUAAGGUCAAUAUA
Pangasianodon hypophthalmus (striped catfish) is the source of this 4147-nucleotide messenger RNA. It is a transcript of the gene sstr1b, whose product is annotated as somatostatin receptor 1b. The record is from RefSeq and is a predicted model, not a curated record. NCBI's taxonomy places the organism in Eukaryota, Metazoa, Chordata, Actinopteri, Siluriformes, Pangasiidae. The coding region runs from base 1285 to 2403 and encodes 372 amino acids. Gene Ontology annotation, molecular function: neuropeptide binding; somatostatin receptor activity. Gene Ontology annotation, biological process: neuropeptide signaling pathway; cellular response to glucocorticoid stimulus. Gene Ontology annotation, cellular component: membrane; neuron projection. The transcript is spliced from 2 exons.